CUCCCAAAAUUCACUUCUCAACACUGAACACGUGUCAAACGUACUCCACGAGUUUCCGUUUCAUCAAGUUAGCCGUGGUCUGACUUCCGUCAAAGUUGCCUGGAAAUUAUUCUGAAAACCAGUGUGUCUGUCUGAAAUUCUCACGUUUAUUUUUUUAAACUACCAACUACGCAAUGGGCAAGAAGCAAAAGAUGAAGAAGGCCGCUCAGAUGGCUGCCAAUGGCCAGGUUCCAGCUGAACUGCAAAAGCAGAUUGACGAGAAAGAAAGAGCCACUGCAGCAGCCGCGUGUGCCCUAGCAUGUGCUAGCAAGGAAAAAAUGGAUGGGAUACCGCUGGACCCUGCCUAUCGUAAUAACCUUAAAAAGCUAAUGAAUCUGGCCCAGAAACUUCCAUCCAAUCUGCUGUCUGCCAAAAAGAUGGAGAAACAACCGAGUUCGGAUUCGGGUACUGGAGAUUCCGGUGAGGAAGAUGACCUUUCCGACAGCGAUGACGAAAUACCCGAUCUGGUGGAUGCGGAGACGAAGCGCCAGCUGGGCCUGGGUCUGAACAUGCCGGGCGAAGCUCCCAAGCAGUCGCGAGGCGAGAAGAAGGCCCGCCGCCUGCUCAUGAAGUUGGACCUGAAGCCGAUGGAAAACGUGGCUCGUGUCACCAUGCGCAAGAACAAGAACAUUCUGUUGUACAUCGACCGUCCGGACGUGUAUAAGGUGCCCCACGGCGAUACCAUUAUUUGCUUUGGCGAGGUCCGUGUGGAGGACAUCUCCACUGCCGCCGCUGCCCAGGCGGCUGAGCGCUAUCGCAUGCCGGCCACAGGUGAAGCUGAGGAUUCCAAGGAUGGGCUAAAAGACACUGCCGCCGUAGCCCAUCCAGACGAUGAUGAUGACGAGGAGGUGGAUGAGGAGGCUGCCAAGGUGCUGGACGAGAAGGAUAUCGAACUGGUCGAGAUGCAAGCCGUCUGCACCCGCAAACAGGCCAUUAAAGCUCUUCUCAAGAACGAGAACGAUGUGGUCAAUGCCAUCAUGGCUUUAACCGUGGGCUAGGCGCUUGAAAUCUUUCCAAUUUCGAAACUAAAUUUAGAACAUGCAACUCCAGAAUGUAUCAGUUUCGAAAUCUUAAAAUCAACAUCAGCAACGUUUCUUUUUUUUUCUCAUCAAUAAAGUUCUCAACGAAUUCGUUCAUAAACUUUCUAAAUAAAGUCUGAAUAAACCUUU
Molecule: messenger RNA, 1208 nt
Organism: Drosophila ananassae
Lineage: Eukaryota; Metazoa; Arthropoda; Insecta; Diptera; Drosophilidae
Gene: gNacalpha
Product: nascent polypeptide-associated complex subunit alpha
Exons: 2
Coding region: 174-1037 (287 amino acids)
Biological process (GO): protein targeting to membrane
Cellular component (GO): nascent polypeptide-associated complex; cytoplasm
Source: RefSeq, a predicted model, not a curated record